GUCAAAACACGUUUAGGGUGGAUCGUGUAUGGAAGUUGUUCAUCAGUUAACCACUCUGAAAGUUACGUCAACUACCAUGCGGUACAAGUGUGUGAGUGUAAUGACGCUUCCGAUGAAAAUCUCCACACAGCAAUGAAGAACUAUUUCGCGCUUGACAGCAUGGGAAUCUCCAACCCUGGAAAGACAUUACUCUCCGUAGAUGACCAGCGUGCAAUGGAGAUCUUGGAAGCAGUAACACAUCGUAAGGACGGCCAUUAUGAAUCUGGUCUUCUCUGGAAGUACGACGCUGUGCGACUUCCUGACAGUAAGGCGAUGGCCUUGAGAAGAUGGGAGUGCCUGGAGCGUCGGAUGAAGAAAGAGGAAGGAUUGGCAGAGGCUCUACGUUCAAAAAUGCUCGAUUAUAUCCAGAAAGGAUACGUCCGCAAAUUGACAGAGGAGGAGCUCAAAACUCGUCAGCCUCGUGAGUGGUACUUGCCAGUGUUUCCAGUUUACAAUCCAAACAAACCAGGAAAACUGCGAUUGGUAUGGGAUGCAGCAGCAACAGUUCAAGGAAUUUCUUUAAACUCGGUUCUAUUGAAGGGACCAGACCAGCUGACAUCCCUGCUUACUGUUUUGAUUCAGUUCCGGGAGUUCCGAGUCGCGGUAUGUGGAGACAUUCGGGACAUGUUUCACCAGGUCCUAAUGAGGAAGGAAGAUCAACAUUGCCUGAGAUUCUACUGGGAAGGAGACACUCCAGGUAGCGCGCCGAAUGUGUAUGCCAUGACGGUGAUGACGUUUGGCGCGUGCUGCUCGCCCACGACAGCUCAAUACGUCAAGAACAUCAAUGCGGAGCGAUUCGAAGUCGAGUAUCCGCAAGCUGUCGAAGCCAUUGUUAAAAAGCAUUACGUCGACGAUAUGCUUGCCAGCGUCGAAAGUGAAGCGGAAGCGGUAAAGUUAGCACAUGAUGUGAAGCACAUUCACACUGCAGGAGGGUUUGAAAUGCGCAACUGGUUGUCCAAUUCGUCAAUCGUCCGAGCUUCCCUACAAGAAGAAACAACUACAGAGAAGUACCUCGGGGCCGAGGAAGAAAACAUUACCGAAAAGGUAUUAGGUCUGUGGUGGAACACAACAACCGAUUGUUUCACGUUUAAGGUAUCUCAACGAUACGAUCAGGACCUGCUAGCCGGAUGCCGCCGACCCACCAAACGUGAGGUGCUUCGAACGCUAAUGAUGAUGUUCGAUCCGCUGGGUUUCAUCUCGCAUUUUCUGAUGUACUUAAAAGUACUGAUGCAGGAGAUCUGGAGGUCGUCGAUUGACUGGGAUACCCCUAUUGAAGAACCACAGUUCCAGAAGUGGUUGAUUUGGCUCAAAGUUCUACCAGAAGUAGCCAAUGUCCAGCUUCCACGAUGUUAUAGACUAUCAGUGUCAACGGAUAGCAGUUGCAACAUUCAGAUGCACACGUUCGUUGAUGCGAGUGAGAGCGGAUUCGCAGCAGUUGUGUAUCUGAGGUUCGAAGAAGACGACGUUGUUGAGACUGCACUCGUCAGUGCAAAAACUAGAGUUGCUCCAUUGAAAUUUCUCUCCAUUCCUCGCUCAGAACUACAAGCUAGCAUUCUCGGUGUUCGGCUAGCUAACAGCGUUGCCCAAUCAUUAUCCAUUAUUGUGAGCAAGCGCUUCUUCUGGACUGACUCCAGAGAUGUCCUUUGCUGGUUGAACUCCGACCAUCGAAGAUACAGUCAGUUUGUGGCAUUCCGAGUAAGCGAGAUCCUGGAGACGACAGAUGUAAGGGAAUGGCGUUGGGUUCCAACGAAGCUGAACGUGGCCGACGAAGGAACUAAGUGGACGCGUCAACCUGAUCUCAGCGCUUCUAGCCGUUGGUUUAAAGGACCAGAAUUCCUACAUGAACCACAAGAAGAGUGGCCAAGUACCUCCCGGUAUGGAGCAACGAACACGGAGCUCCGAGCACAUCUGAUGACGCACGUUUCUACGGUGGAAUCCAUCAUUAAUCCUCAAAACUUCUCGAAGUGGAGCACGAUACUACGUACAACAGCGUUCGUGUUCCGGUAUAUAAACAACUCUAGGCCGAAGACAAAACAACGAACUGGAGGGCCGUUGACGCAGCAGGAGUUGAAAAGAGCAGAGAACUUUCUGCAUCGUCUUGCCCAGAGCGACGAGUACGCAGAUGAAAUGGCUAUCCUAUUUGGAAAUCGCUUGAACGGAACGGAUAAGCAAGCUAUACCCAAAAGUCGCUCUAUUGCUUAUUUCUGCCCUUUUCUCGAUGAAACCGACGUAUUAAGGGUUCGCGGCCGAACCGGUGCCUGCCCGAUGAUCAACUACGAUGCAGUUAACCCCAUCAUACUCCCUCGUAACCAUCGUGUCACACAUUUGAUCCUUCUCCAAUAUCACCGCAAAUAUCACCACCAAAACCACAACACUGUUCUCAACGAGAUUCGCCAACGAUACAGGAUCCCACGUCUGAAAUCCACGUACAACGCAAUACGCAGGCAAUGUCAGGAAUGCAUGAAUGCUAGCGCAAUGCCACAGCCCCCAAUCAUGAGUGACCUGCCACCGUCCCGUCUGGCCGCCUUUUCUCGUCCGUUCACGCACAUGGGGGUGGAUUACUUUGGCCCCAUAUUAGUCACUGCUAACCGAAAAACUGAAAAACGCUGGGAUCUAAUAGCUACCUGCCUAACCAUCCGCGCCAUCCACUUGCAAGUUGCACACACUCUCAGUACCGAUUCCUGCAUCAUGGCCCUGCGAAACGUCUUUGGUAGGAGGGGUACGCCGGCAGUUAUCUAUAGCGACCAAGGUACCAAUUUCCGUGGUGCUAGCAAGGAGUUGAAGGCCGUUGUGAAAAGUCUUGACCAGGAGCGACUAAAAGCUGAGUUUACUACUCCGCACACCACUUGGAUCUUCAACCCACCAGCCUCUCCGCACAUGGGCGGAGCAUGGGAGCGUCUUAUCCGCACAGUCAAGCAAAACCUCAAUAAGCUGCUUCCAAACCGUACACUGCCUAUGAUCGCAUAACUGUCCCAUAUGAAUAGGAAACCCAGCGAAUAUGGGACUGAUAUGCGAUCAUGGGCAGUACAUUGUCCUACGAAGUUCUUGAGAAUCUUCUCAUUGAAGUGGAAAACGUGGUAAACUCCCGACCACUCACCAGUAUCCCGGUUGAAGAUGAUGAAUCCCCGGUGCUCACCCCAAACCAUUUUCUACUUGGAUCGUCUAACGGUUCGAAGUCAUGGGUACCGUUUAACGACAGCCCCGCUGUGCUCAAGAACUGCUGGCAGCUCUCUCAGAUCCUGGCCAAUCAGUUCUGGACCCAAUGGUUGCGGGAUAACCUGCCGUCGAUCACUCGUCGAACCAAAUGGCUUAACCCAACAAAGCCCAUUGAAGUCGGCGACAUAGUUGUCAUUGUGGACCCAAGCUUUCCGCGCAACUGCUGGCCGAAAGGACGUGUAAUAUCUACAAAACCCGGAGCCGAUGGCCAAGUAAGGUGGGCCACCAUCCAAACUACGAGCGGCAUCUAUGAGCGUCCAGCCGUGAAGCUCGCCGUCCUAGACGUAGGCGUCUGUAAGGAUACACCCCUGAAUAACCACCGGUGUAUCCCGGGGGGGAGUGUUGAUUCCGCCACGUCCAGAGAUCCGACGAGCCCCAACGUCCCCAUUUCUAAACAAACGUGUUCACACCCAAUCCGCACAGAGAGGAUCGUCGAUAAUGCGGACGGUCGUGCAUCCGAGAUGAGAAGAAUGGACAGAUAAAUUGAACACAAACAAAACAGCCAUUGGUGAAGAUACAGUGCCGAUAUUCAUUGCUAGGAAAAAUGAAAUUAAUCUAAAGCUGAUUCUUAUCGCUACUUCAAAUGCUAGUUCUCUAAACCCUAAUUCUUAAAUAAUCUAAAACUAGUGAAAUCUUAUUACCUAGUGUUCAUUCACUCCAUUCUUACUGAAACAGUAUUUUUUUUACCUAAACCUACAAGGUGAGAACAUGCGCUUAGUUAGCUUAAACAGAACAUGCAAUUACUUAAACUAUACAAACAUUCACAACAAAUAGGUGCGUGUAGUUACAUUUCCCGAGAGUCUUGGAAUCUAUCUACCCAUCAUCCUCAAGCAAACUGUGGUGAGAUUGUCUUAAUUUAUACGCUAUAUGCUAUUGAACCUUAUACUAUUUCUAUUAAUUAGGCACUAAUUGUCAGUGUAUCUCAGCUCCUAAAUAAUCACGGUGGCAAUAGCGAAUCACCAAAAGUGAGUUAGGUAACUAAGACAACCAAACGUAAUUAUUAAUGCAAAUCGUAAACUUGCAGGAAUUUUGUAACCGUUCCUACCGUGUAAAUUGGAAUAAAGAGUUCACGAAAUCUACAUUCGCUUACCGCCCAACACUGAUAAAACCAUGAUAAAACCCUAUAAAGCUCGAAAGGGCCCACCCUACAGGAGGUCGUUAAAACCAUUCCUUAAAACGUUUUACAUGCUACUUGGCUUUAUGACACAUUCCUGUAGUUAAGAUCUGUUGUGUAGGUAGCAAAAAGAGUAACAAGCCGUAUCAAAGUUGGUAAACCAUCUUGAAUGAACGAUUAGAACCUAAAAAUGAAUCCGAAACAUAAAUAAUAAAAUGGAUUGGAGUAAAUUACAAAUUAAUAUGACAAAAUACGAACAAAAUUAUGUCAGCCAGCCAUGUCAAAAAUAUUUAGUAGCAAAUUUGGACGGAGAAAACUCUGUUUCCGUAACAGAAAAGCGCAUGCCAUUAAUACUGAAUGUAUGAAGCGCCUCGUCAGUCCGCGGUUUUGUUAUAUCAAAUAUAAAUAUUUCAAUCCCGCCCUCAACAUUAUGCAUGCAAAUAUCAACAUGGCGUAUACAAUUUGCAAGCAGGAAUAGAACAUCAUGACGAAAAAUAUGGAUGCUGUCAAGUUAAACCCUCUUGGUUUUAACUUGGUUUUAACCCUCUUGGUCAUACUCUAGAGUUGCUGUUCUUGAGGAAUACGAAACAAAGCCCAGCAUACGCUCUCUUCUACUUAGCACAUAUAAAUUGCGUUACCUAAACACUAUUUGGUUCUGAGGAAGGCGUCUACAGACUGAUUGUUCUUAAGAACUUUCCGGCUGGCCGAUAGCCGUCAAUAAUGUAAACAAACAGAAAGUUUUUUUUUGCAAGUUUCUCUGAGGUGUUUCGUGCUUUUUUGAAACUGCUGUUUUCUCUGCUCGAGUAUAAGGUAGGUAUAUAACGUGAUAAAGCACAAUAAAGAUAAAUAAGGUGUUUAAUUCAAAUAGUGAAGAGAGAAAUCAUACGUUUUCGUUCGUCUUUCGACUUAAAUCUUUUUUCCUAGGUAAGAUCGCAUAGCAGCUACAUUCCUGAUCUUGUUUUAAUGCUUACACUAGAAAUUCCUACAAGGUUUAAGAUUGCUUUAUUAUGACUUUAUGCAGUCUAUUACGUUAUAAGGCCGAAGCGAUACACCAUACAAGCGGCUUUAAAACAAGUUUUAGGGUUAAGUCUUAAUAUGUUCUUAACAGCCCGCUUAGAAUAAAAGUUUUGCUCGGCAAAAGGUCAAGCAAACUAGUUUUAUUGAAUAGACUUGUAGGUGUCUAUAAAGUGUUUUAAAGUUGCAAGUGUUAUUAAAAUUGUUUCACAAUAUAAAAUGCUUCAUUAAAGCUGAAAGGGUUUUGCAAAUCAAUGACAAAACCUCCAUAAAUAAUGUCUAAGAGUAGAAAGCAUAGAAAUUGUUACUUGGGCAUGCUUCGUUAAUAGAUUCAAGACUAGAUUUUGAAUCUAAAAUGAUCGAUAUAUCGAGAAUAAGUGAUAUAGAGCAGAUUGUUUGCAGGCUUGGACAAAAGACUAAAAUAUCCACAAUGUUCAUUAUUUUGCUCAAAAAAUGUUAUAUCAAUUUAGUUUUAAUGAAACAAAAAAACCUAGCUACUGCCCAAAGACGAUCCAAAAACGUUGGGCUCAUUCAUACUAAAUUUAAAUAGAAGUGAGACUCUACAAAGUAUUUUAAUUGGACAUUUACUUUUCGACGAUUUGUCGCUAAAAUUAUGUGUCCUUAAUUAUAUGCGCUAAAGUGCGCGUUCUAUUCAUGACAGAAGCUGCUUUGUUCAAAAAAUCGGAGAAAAUGCCACGAAAACUCAGUUCACUAUGCCACCUUGACCUGCCCUACUGAAUAAUGUUUUGUGGCGUUCGCUGACAUUAGCAGUAAUUUAAAUUAUGCUUUCUCACCAGGUCACAUUAGACGCGUUUUAUCGUGGUUCACUUCCCGUUACCUUCGCAACUCGAUAAACUUGACUAGUCAUUCACACCUUUUGGCUCUUCCGGUGGUCAGAACUUCCAUUUACCAUGCAAGGGAGCAUUCCCGUUUAAUCAUACAUGUAUGUAUGGUGGAUGAACCGUUCAUUCGUUUUAUCUUAGCUUUCAACCCAACACCUUUCGAUUUAACCUUUUCCUCCACUAUGAUUGCGUUUUCAUUUUUCACCAAAAAAAGACAGACUGACAUCCGACAGGUCAUUUCCUUUCGUUAGCUGUAAUUCCGUGACUUUUUUUUAGCAAUAUACUGCCCCCACUCGCAAAACUGUCCCAUAUGAAUAGGAAUCCCAGCAAAGAUGGGACUGUUAUGCGAGUGGGGGCAGUAUACACGGGCGGUGAACCAGUGCAUGGGCGUGUGAAAUGUGGAUAGAGUACGCCAAAGUUCAAGUCUAUCAUAUGCUUUCAAUGUUGUUCAAUUGUUGAACAAGUUCGCUUUAAUUUCCAUCAAACUUCACUGGAUCUUAGAAACAAUUAGGUAAAUGUGACAUUGUUAUUUGUUUGAAUUUGCUCAGCACACUUUAUUCAGAAUGUAUUAAUUUGGCUAAACUCUACUGAAGUUUGUACAACGGUUGUUGAACGGUUUUUAUUUAUUUUCAGAUAAUACCAAGAAUCAGCAUAUUUAACACGCUCUGUUAUGAUUCCACCUAGCACUUCAUUGGAUUGAAAAUCCGAGAAUUGCAUAGCCGUACUCAAGAAACAAUACUGAUUGUGAAAUAAUUGUAGAACCACAUUUGUGGUUACUAAUUCUUAACAUUAUUUUUUACU
This is a messenger RNA of Aedes albopictus (Asian tiger mosquito), 7026 nucleotides long. RefSeq lists its product as uncharacterized. The coding region runs from base 133 to 3006 and encodes 957 amino acids. Gene Ontology annotation, molecular function: nucleic acid binding. The transcript has 2 exons. The record is from RefSeq and is a predicted model, not a curated record. Gene Ontology annotation, biological process: DNA integration. Lineage: Eukaryota; Metazoa; Arthropoda; Insecta; Diptera; Culicidae.